AUGGUGAGGUUCCAUCUUCCAUGGGAUUUGGUAGAGGAGAUACUCUCUAGAGUUCCAGCUACAUAUCUUAGAGAGUUACAAUAUACUUGCAAACGUUGGUACGCUUUAUUCAAAGAUCAUGAAUUCAUCAAGAAGCAAUUAGCUAAAGCAGCAAAGUCGCCAAGUAUGAUUCUCUUGUUCAGUAGUUCUAAAGUUUCAUCGCUGAGUAUCAAUAACAAUGUUGCUGUUGGUGAUGCGUCUAUAGAGUUUACUGCUAAACUUAACUUAGAGAAGUCAAAAGAAGUCAAGAUAACUCAAGUAGUUCAGUGCAACGGCCUAUUGUUAUGUUCAACUAAAGAGUUCAGCAAGAGUGAACUCGUGGUUUUGAAUCCAUGUACUAGUGAAACCAGAUGGAUCAAACCAAGAAGUGUUUACAAGGUGUCUGAUAAGUAUGCUUUAGGUUACGAAAACAAGGAUAAAAACUCAUACGAAAGCUACAAAAUCUUGAGGUUUCCAUCUGAUUAUCAAAACCUUUUGGAAAUCUUUGAGCUGAAGUCUAACUCAUGGAGAGUUCUUGCUAACAUACCUCUCAUAGUGAAACAAUGCAUUAUCGGAAGAGGCGUGUCUUUGAAGGGAAAUACCUAUUGGCUUUCUAGUUUUGAGGAGGAUGAUGGCUUCUUUAUACUGAGUUUUGAUUUCACAACAGAGAAAUUUAGAUGUAUUUGUGGAGAUAUGGGUGAGUAA
Molecule: messenger RNA, 723 nt
Organism: Capsella rubella
Lineage: Eukaryota; Viridiplantae; Streptophyta; Magnoliopsida; Brassicales; Brassicaceae
Product: F-box/LRR-repeat/kelch-repeat protein At2g27520
Exons: 2
Coding region: 1-723 (240 amino acids)
Molecular function (GO): protein binding
Source: RefSeq, a predicted model, not a curated record